GAUGCGUCGCUAGCGUCGCACUGUCUGUUGUGUGGCGGCUGGUACGGUGUUCUCUGCGGUUGCGGACGAUGUCCGAAACUGGGGACGUCCGUCGUUAAGGUUAUCUAAACGUAUUAUUUUUCGCUCAAAACUGAUGCUAUGGCCACUCAAGAAAUCACGAAAGAUGUUUGGUCAAUCGUUGAGCAGCACAUAAUGUUUCACGAGGCCGGUGAAUCCAUAAACCGAGAGAGGUUUAAUGCUGUUGUCAACUUGCUGCAACAAAAACAACUAGCUUCUGUCCUGACACCUUGGUUUUUGUACGAGUAUGAGAAGCAACUACGACGAGACAUCAUCCCGAGGUUCUGGGCCAGCUUCAAAUCCGCGGCGAAGUCGAACCUAAAGGACACCAGGGUCGCUUUUAGAAGAGCUGUCACCGAAUUGCAUACAACGAUAGAAAAGUGCCAGUCGAGUGCCCAGUUCAUCGCCUCCACUCAAACGAGUCAGGGUGGCAGUGAGGUGACAGAAGCCAACGUAGUUUCUCAAAGCUCAAUCUUAGACUUGGUGUACGACAGCCUGCAAGCAGCGUUGAAGAUGUCCGUGCCGCCCGAAUUCAACCAAGUCUUGCUAAAGUUUUACUCCGCUGCAUUCCGGGCAUUUCAUCGUGUAGCAGGGGAAGAUGAUGGAAACGAUCAGUUUGAAUGCACCGGAUGCGAGCUUGACACUGACAACUGUGAAUGCUCACUCCUUCUCGAUGACUUUGAGCAUAUUAACAGGAAAUUGCAUGAUCUUCGCUUACUAGAUGCUGUCGUUCGAGAUGCUGUUUCAACAGUUGCAUACAAGUACAUUGAAAAGCACAUACAAAGCACCUGCAGGGGGAACUUCGAGAGCCGAUUCUUGGAUAACCUGGAGAAGUGGCUCACUACAACUGUCAUGGAGUGGUUCCGAUUGCUGUACAAAUACGAAACUGGGUCAGAGACAGAUGCAGCGCUUAGGUGUUUAGAGGACCACUUGCGGUAUUUCCUGUAUGACACUUACGUCAUGGCACGCGUAGACCAGCUCUUCAAUAUUAUCAUAGAGUUUCCUGAAUCACAAGCUGCCCUGGAAGACCUCAAGGACUGCCUUGAAAGAACGAACCUAAAGUCGAAGGUCAUUCACUCUUUAAAGAGCUCCAUGGAAAAGCGACUCUUGCACCCAGGAGUGGAAACAACUCAGAUAUUGACUGCAUAUAUAUCAGCUAUCAAGGCAUUGCGGGUUCUUGACCCAACGGGAUACAUCUUGCAACUUGUCUGUGAGCCUGUAUGCAAGUACUUGAGGACACGCGAAGACACAGUGAGAUCUAUAGUCUCGAACUUGACAGAUGACAGCUGUGCGGAACUUGAAGGAGAGCUUGUCAAGUUCACACCGAUUGCUGUUGAAGACAGCUUCAUGAGUGAUGAUGAUGAUGAAGACUGGCAGAACUGGCGACCAGCCCCACUUGGCAAUGAACAAGCAGUGCAGGUGUCAAAAGGUGCACGCACCUCUGAUAUAGUCAGUAUGUUGGUGAACAUCUACGGAAGCAAGAAGCUGUUUGCAUCGGAAUAUCAGGUGCUGCUAGCCAACCGCUUGCUGUCCGGCACCUGCGCCGACACGGAGCGUGAGGUGCGUUACUUGGAGUGCCUCAAGCUACGCUUUGGCGAGGCCCAGCUGCAUGCCUGUGAAGUGAUGCUGAGGGACUUGGCCGACUCUCGCCGCCUUAACGCCCACCUAGCUUCUGGUGAUAUCCCUGACUACACCAAAGGGGAAGUCGACGUGUCAGCCAUCGUGGUCUCAGCCCAAUUCUGGCCAACUUUCAAGGACGAAAAGCUGGUGCUGCCACCACCUGUGCAGGCAUCACUCGACCGCUACACUCGUGCUUUUGAGACCAUCAAGGGCAACCGUACCUUGCAGUGGCGCCCAAACCUGGGUCAGGUCGUCCUCGAAAUCGACACUGGCACCCGCACCCUGCAGCUCACUGUGUCGCCCAUGCACGCCGCACUCAUCUACCACUUCCAGGAGAAGCCACGGUGGACAUUAGACGAGCUGAGCGCUGUGACCCAGGCAUCGUCAACACUCGUGCGCCGCAAACUGGCCCUGUGGCAGGGGCAGGGCAUCCUGUGGGAGGAGUCACCUGGUGUGUUCACUCUGGGAAGCCAUGGAGGCUCGACAGGGAGUGGCAGCAUCCCUCCUCAGCCCUUGGAGUUGGAUGAGGACGAAGAGGAGACUCCUUCGGCCAUGGCAUCUACUCAAGACCAGAAGGAGAGCGACCUCCAGAUCUACUGGUCCUACAUAGUAGGCAUGCUGACAAACCUGGAAGCACUGACGUUGGAACGCAUUCACACUAUGCUCAAGAUGUUUGCCAUGCAGACCCCCUCAACAGCGGAGCUGACUGCACAAGAGCUGCGACAUUUUCUUGAUGGCCAAGUCUCCAAACAGAAGCUGCUCUAUUCCGGUGGACAUUAUAGGCUGCCAAAAUCGGAUAGCCAAUAAAAAGCAAAGUAAAAAAUAAA
This is a messenger RNA of Dermacentor silvarum, 2504 nucleotides long. RefSeq names its product anaphase-promoting complex subunit 2 (gene morula). Lineage: Eukaryota; Metazoa; Arthropoda; Arachnida; Ixodida; Ixodidae. Gene Ontology annotation, molecular function: ubiquitin protein ligase binding. The transcript is spliced from 14 exons. Gene Ontology annotation, cellular component: anaphase-promoting complex. The coding region runs from base 139 to 2484 and encodes 781 amino acids. The record is from RefSeq and is a predicted model, not a curated record. Gene Ontology annotation, biological process: ubiquitin-dependent protein catabolic process.